Gekko japonicus is the source of this 1623-nucleotide messenger RNA. RefSeq lists its product as uncharacterized. Gene Ontology annotation, molecular function: nucleic acid binding. Lineage: Eukaryota; Metazoa; Chordata; Lepidosauria; Squamata; Gekkonidae. The transcript is spliced from 6 exons. Gene Ontology annotation, biological process: DNA integration. The coding region runs from base 1 to 1623 and encodes 540 amino acids. The record is from RefSeq and is a predicted model, not a curated record.
AUGGACCUGCAUUUGAAGACUGUCCAGAAACUUCAAGUGGUCAAGGUUGCCAAUGAGGAUGGGAUACUAGACCGGGUAGGCAGCCCCGCUGAACCGACGCCAGAACGGCGGACGACUGAGAAGCCCCUGAAGGACCCAGGGCAGAAGAACAAGACCCGGCUGAUCAAGCGGCUGCAGCACUAUUCCUGUGGAACAGCUGUAUUCGAUGUCGCUUGGUCCCUGGUGGCGCCCGCUGAAAUCAAGGAUGUGUCCCUGGCUGACCUGAAGCUGAAGGGACAUUUCGCGCCGCAACCAUCGCAGAUCGCUAGUCGGCAUGCAUUCUAUAAAUGGUCUCAGGCAGCCAACGAAACGAUUGCUGAAUACGUCUUGGCAUUAAGGAAGGCUGCACGCCCGUGCAACUUCUCCGACCUGGAGGAAGCGCUCCUUGACCGGCUCAUCUGUGGCAUGAAAGACGAGAAGCUGCAGCAGCGGCUGUUCGCCAGGCAAGCCCUCACCUACGCUGUGGCCUACUCAGAAGCGGUAGCCACUGAGGCCGCGGAGAAGGCAACACAAGAAGUUCGUGGCCAGGACAACGCAAGGUCUACAGAUUGCCAUCUGACCAACUGCUGUUCCUGCCCAUCGACCAUCCUAAAGACCGGAUCACGCUCUAGGAAGAAGAUCCACGUCACCGUCCUACUGAAUGGCGUACCAUGUGAGAUGGAGGUCGACUCAGGAUCUGCCGUAACAGUCAUCUCAUCAGAAACAUUGCAGCAUUUGUUCUUGCGUUGGAGUCGUCAGCGUUUGAAGCCGAGCAGCAUUCACCUCUCCGAUUUCUCUGUCCACAGAGGAUGUUUAUUGUGGGGAAACAGGGUGGUGGUUCCCCCCAAACUGAGAAACCAGGUUCUUGAGGCACUGCACGAAUGCCACCCCGGCAUUGUGAGAAUGAAGGGGCUGGCCCGAGGUUAUUUUUGGUGGCCAAAAAUUGACUCUGACAUCGAGAGUUGGGUACAGAGAUGUCACGAGUGCCAGCUGUCCCGGCCUGAUCCCCCACAGGCCCCGGUACAACAAUGGGAGAAAAGUCACCAGCCCUGGUUGCGAGUCCACAUCAACUUUGCGGGACCAUUUCAGGGCCAAAUAUUCCUAAUAAUUGUCGAUGCGUACUCAAAAUGGUUGGAGGUGGUCCCGACCUCCAAAAUGAUGGCACUAACUGUAAUUAAUGCACUACGCCACAUUUUCGCAACACAUGGCUUUCUAGACACUCUCAUGUCCGACAACGGGACUUGUUUUACCGCCUCUGAGUUCCAGGAUUUUUUGGCGGUGGCGUCGUUCCUCCUGCACCAGCACGUCACACCACAUUCAGUGACGGGGCAGAGCCCGGUGGAGAUGUUAAUGGGUCGUCGCUUAACAACUCUCCUCGACCGUAUGCACCCGGACCUAACCACGUCCAGACUCCCACACAGUGAGUCCACUGAUCGGACUAGGGGUUUUGAGGAGGGCGAGUAUGUUUAUGCGAGGAACUAUGCCGGAGGCCAUCGUUGGUUGCCGGCAACGAUAACCAAGGUACUGGGUUCACAUACUUACACAGUACGGCUUACAGAUGGUCGUGUCUUCAAGCAGCACAUCGACCAACUGAGGAAGCGGUAG